Messenger RNA from Anopheles darlingi, 2360 nucleotides. RefSeq names its product fez family zinc finger protein erm. Gene Ontology annotation, cellular component: nucleus. Gene Ontology annotation, biological process: regulation of transcription by RNA polymerase II. NCBI's taxonomy places the organism in Eukaryota, Metazoa, Arthropoda, Insecta, Diptera, Culicidae. The record is from RefSeq and is a predicted model, not a curated record. Gene Ontology annotation, molecular function: DNA-binding transcription factor activity, RNA polymerase II-specific; RNA polymerase II cis-regulatory region sequence-specific DNA binding. Bases 107 to 2272 code for a protein of 721 amino acids. The transcript has 3 exons.
AACGCGAGGAAUCAAAAAACGAAACUACCGACGGAAAAUGGCGUAAUCGGCAAAGCCGUCGGUGUCGGUGUCAUAUGGAACUUGGAUCACUUGGCCGUGCCGCAUCAUGGAAUCAUCCCAUAGCGGAGUCUCGUUGAGUCCCCGUGGCAUGCAGGAACCGUGUAGCCCACCAGGAAUGCCGAUCACAGCCAAGAGUCCAACGAUGGAGGGAUCCAGCGUCAGUGCGCUGGAGGAGGGCACGCCCGAAUCGGGGCGUCGUUCGCACAGUCCGGACCACACGGAGACGACCACCGUCGGCUGUCAGGAUACGACUCCGCGACCGACGACAAUGCUCAACGGACGGAACAGUGAGCGGCCAUCCGGUGCAGGGGUCGCCGGAACGCUCAAGUUCUCGAUCGCCAACAUAAUGGGGCGUGAUGACCGAGAUGAUCAGCAGGCUGCCGAGAGGAGGCGCCACACCGAGGAGCAACAGCAGGAAAGGAAGGACGAAGAAGAGGAGGAAGAUGAUGAGGAUUUGGUGCUGGAUGUGGCCAGUCCGGAUGAUUCUUUCGAAGCGCCAUUCCGUGCGUUCAACCGAAAGCGCAGCCACCAUCACAGUCCGGACAAAUCGAUGAGCCCGUUAUCAGCGGCUGGCUCGAGUCCUUGUUACGAACUGCCACCAUCGGUGUCCGUGGCGGAAGCGUACGAUUCGGCCUUCAAGAAGUACGUCCCUAGCUCGAUGCAUCCUUUCGUUGGCAGUCAUCGGCAUCAGGAGUUGCUGAGCCAGUACCCGUUGCUGUACUAUCCGGGGCAGCUCAUGUGUGCCGCUGCCCAGUAUGCUGCUCUUACUCAGCAACACCAUCAGCAUCAUAUACGGCGGCUUGAAAGUCCAACACGAUCUCCUCCCCCUUCGGUGAUGACGAUUGGAGCAACACCUACGCAUGCACCGCACCCUCACGCGCACCUUAACGGACACCAUCAUCUGCACGCACAUCCGGCUCACGGACAUCAUCAGCUGUUGUCGGCGGCUGCGGCAGCAGCAGCAGCAGCGGCAGCCGCUGCAGCAGCCGCUACUGCUGAUCGCGCGAAACACUCAUCGCCCCCGGGAGGCGUUGCGAGUAAGCGUCAAUCAUCGCUGAAUCUAAACAUCUCCACCAGCAGUACCUGCUCCUCGAUGAGCUCCUCCAGUGGCAGUAGUUCCCGAGCGGCCCUUUCUCCCGGAGGAUCCGCCGAAGUUCAAUCUCCCCUUGGCAGUGGCUCUUCGUCAGCGGCGGCAGCAGCCGCAGCGGCCGCCCUAGCCGCAAAACAGAAAACCUUCGCUUGCCCCGAGUGUGGCAAGGUGUUUAACGCCCAUUACAAUCUCACACGUCAUAUGCCGGUGCACACGGGAGCUCGACCGUUUAUCUGUAAGAUCUGUGGCAAGGGAUUCCGGCAGGCGUCCACGCUGUGCCGUCACAAGAUCAUUCACACCUCGGAGAAGCCACACAAGUGCCAGACUUGUGGUAAGGCAUUCAAUCGCUCCUCGACACUGAACACGCACACACGGAUCCACGCUGGGUAUAAACCGUACAUCUGCGAGUACUGUGGUAAGGGGUUCCAUCAGAAGGGUAACUACAAGAACCACAAGCUGACGCACAGCGGUGAUAAGGCGUACAAGUGUAACAUCUGCAACAAGGCGUUUCACCAGAUCUACAACCUUACCUUCCACAUGCACACGCACAAUGACAAGAAGCCGUUUACGUGUAAGAUCUGCGCCAAGGGGUUUUGUAGGAACUUUGAUCUGAAGAAGCAUAUGCGCAAGCUGCACGACAUCAGUAUAAGCGGGAUGAGUCACAAACGAUCGCGGGCUAGUAGUGGCACUUCUAGGUCAUCCCUCGAGUCAAGGAUGGCAUCUCCAGCCUCACCUGCGGGAACACCCACGGGAGCAUCCGGAGCAUCCACGGCUCAUCAUCAUCACCAUCACCAUCAUCAUCAGUCGCCAUCGCAUCUGCAUCAUCCGGCACUUCAUCUGCACUCCGGGAACUCUCAAACGCCGGCAGUACCCGCAGUACAUCAUAACCAUCCCAGUGUUCAGUCGACUGACCUCCAGACUAGUCCGUCUCCAGUCGCGGGUCAUCCAUGGUCAAGCGCUUCGUCGCUAGCAGCUCUGCACCAUACGGCCGUGGCUGCGAUGCGCAAUGGAACUGCCGGCGAUUACGCAAGUCCCUUCCUGAUGCCACCGUCCGGACGGCACCAACGGCUAUCGGUGGCCGCUGCAGUCGCCGACAGUCCCUUCAUCGGGAAAGUGUUUUGACAGAAGUACUUAGCUUACCAACAACAGGAUGCCGGGUUCGCCGAGCGGGACGCCAGUGGGACCCUUGCUUCCGCUGUGUCACCAUAAA